AUGCCCGCUUGGAAGUCUCUCUUGAGCGUACUGGCACUAGCCAGUACAGCCAUUUCCUGCGCACACCACGACGAUAACGCCGAAGUCGUCCCCGAACAUGAGCGCGAGGAACUCCUCAAGAAGUGGGAUCAGGAGUGGUCCUUCUCCGGCAUCGCCAGCUUCGCCCACCUCCGCCCGGUAAAAUGUCUCAUCGAACCCACCGAACACUACGACAUCGCCAUCAUCGGCGCCCCCUUCGACACAGCAGUCUCCUACCGACCCGGCGCGCGUUUCGGUCCCCGCGCCAUCCGCGCCGCCAGCGCCCGCCAAAUGUCCGGCACAAGCUACAAUACCCGCGCGGGCAUAAACCCGUACAAAUCAUGGGCAAAAAUCACCGAUUGUGGCGAUAUCCCCAUCACGCCGUUCGACAAUGGUCUUGCUGAGAGACAGAUGUACGAGGCGUUCCUUGAACUGGGCUCUCGCAAGAUUGUGAAUCAGCCGGCUGGUGUUGCGGGACGGGGCAUUGGCGCGAAACAUCCAAAGCUUGUUACGCUAGGUGGUGAUCAUAGUGUUGCGUUGCCUGCGCUGCGGGCGUUGUAUGAGAUUUAUCAGAAGCCGAUUACCGUGUUGCAUUUUGAUGCGCAUCUUGAUACGUGGAAUCCCGUGCGGUACUCGGCUUAUUGGCAGAGUGAGCAGACCCAGUUUAACCAUGGCAGUUUCUUUCAUAAGGCCAGUCGGGAGGGGUUGAUUUGUAAUUCGACUUCUGCACAUGCUGGACUCCGGACGAGGUUGACUGGUGUUGAUGAUGGGGAUUAUACGACGCCCGGUCCGGAGCAGGGCUUUAUUCGCAUUCAUGCGGAUGAUAUUGAUGAGUUGGGACCUAUGGGUGUUGUUGAUGCCAUUGUGAAUCGCAUUGGUCUUGAUCCUGAGCAGCCGGUUUAUUUGUCCGUUGAUAUCGAUGUGUUGGAUCCGUCCACUGCGCCGGGUACUGGUACGCCUGAGCCUGGUGGUUGGACUACUCGGGAGUUUAUUCGGAUUCUGCGGGGGUUGGAGAAGUUGAAUCUUGUUGGUGCGGAUAUUGUCGAGGUUUCGCCCGCGUAUGAUAAUAAGGGUGAGACUACUGCUUUGGCUGCGGCGCAGGUGGCUUUUGAGAUUAUUACCAGCAUGGUCAAGUCGGGUGUGGAUGAGGAGUUGGGUGGUUGGUAUGGACGUCGGGAGGAUGGUUCGGGUGGUGUUGGUGUUGUUGAGGAAGUGGAGAGUGCUCCUAAGGAUGAGUUGUAA
Molecule: messenger RNA, 1260 nt
Organism: Penicillium subrubescens
Lineage: Eukaryota; Fungi; Ascomycota; Eurotiomycetes; Eurotiales; Aspergillaceae
Product: agmatinase
Exons: 2
Coding region: 1-1260 (419 amino acids)
Molecular function (GO): agmatinase activity; metal ion binding
Source: RefSeq, a predicted model, not a curated record